Messenger RNA from Paraphaeosphaeria sporulosa, 930 nucleotides. RefSeq lists its product as uncharacterized. The transcript has a single exon. Bases 69 to 491 code for a protein of 140 amino acids. The record is from RefSeq and is a predicted model, not a curated record. NCBI's taxonomy places the organism in Eukaryota, Fungi, Ascomycota, Dothideomycetes, Pleosporales, Didymosphaeriaceae.
CGUUCGACGUGGUGCGCGACCACGCGGGGCUCGCUGCGCGCGCGAAUAGGGCGCUCGCGGGGUGCGGGAUGGGGCGGUACGUGGACUCUUUUCCUUUGUUUUGUCUUGUCUUGUUCCUUGCCCGCAUUACAUGUGCUGCUGUUACGAUGCGAUGGGAUGUGGGCGGUGCUGAUGUGCGAACAGGGUGCGCGACACGCCCCAAGCGGCAGCGGGCAUUACAGCAGCGCGCUGGAUACCUGGCUGCGGGCCUGCCGCGAGAGGCAGUGUGCGGUGCUGCGCCGGCGUCUGAGCGCGGUGCUGGCGUACUGGUCUCGUCUGCUGGCGUGCUCAUCGACAAGGCCACGCCACGCCAACGGCUUUCCUAUCCUGUCCUAUCCUUUCCUAUCCCCCUUGGACGCGCACCCACGCGCCGGAAGAAAAUACCGACACGCCUGACCUGGUCGUCGGUGAGCUGGGCGCCGUUUGCCCUCCGCUCUAGGACGCACCACUGACGAGCAGCGAGCGCGCCGCUGAGCGCAGUCGGACGCGCGGAUGGCGUAGGCCCAGAUCCGCUGGGCGCUCGCCGAGCUGCGCCAGCAAGCUUGGGGCUGGGGCGGGAUGGCGCGCGCACGUGGGCCCUUGCCGCUUCGGGGUCGCGGGGUGGUGGUGGGGUAGGGCUAGUGCGUGGGUCCGCCAGGUUUGGCGAGUGGGAAGAUGAUGGGGUAAGGUGGAUACGGGGAUAGCAGGAGUUUGCACGAGGGCUGGGCGGAUGAAGGGAGGCGUCGACGUGGUGGAGACAAGGGUUGCAUCUGUUGCAGCGGUGUGCGACGGGACGGCUUGGGAUGUGCGGAUGGGGGCCAAUUCCGGACGACCAGCUUUGCAGAGGUUAGAAAAUAGCGUCUAGCGCGCAUGAGCAAGUACAAGAACGAACGGCGACUUGGAAAAUGCUAG